This is a messenger RNA of Fopius arisanus, 973 nucleotides long. Its product is annotated as rhythmically expressed gene 2 protein-like. NCBI's taxonomy places the organism in Eukaryota, Metazoa, Arthropoda, Insecta, Hymenoptera, Braconidae. The coding region runs from base 107 to 856 and encodes 249 amino acids. The transcript has 2 exons. Gene Ontology annotation, cellular component: nucleus. The record is from RefSeq and is a predicted model, not a curated record.
UUGGAGCAGUCGCAGAUCGUCAGGACUUGGUGUGAUGCGCAUGCAUUUCAGUGAUUUCAGUGAACAAUUGGUGAAAUUGCGUGGUUAGCGCAAUGGUAGAACAGUAAUGCCGAUAACAAGACCGAGAUUAGUGACAUUUGACGUUACUGGGACAUUAUUGAGGACUAAGUUGGAACAUUAUGGGGAAAUUGGGAUGAAAUAUGGUGCACCGGAACUCAAUCUUCGAGUACUCGCGCCAAGUUUUAAACAACACUACUCUCGCUUGUCCCGUGAACAUCCGGUUUUUGGUAAACAUACGGGUCUUGGCUGGCAGAACUGGUGGAAGAAUCUUGUUUAUGGGGUUUUUCGGGAUCAACAUCCAGGAAUAUCCCAAGAUAUUCUGGAGAAGGUAUCAAACAAUCUAGUCAAACUGUACGGGACACACGAGUGUUGGGAGAAGUACCCAGGGACAAAAGAUAUUUUGAGUUACCUGAACGAGCGAGAUGUAAUAAUUGGAGUGAUAUCAAAUUUCGACGACCGUUUGGAGAAUAUCCUGGAGAGUACCGGCAUCCGAGAACACUUUUCCUUUGUUCUGACUUCCUACGAUUAUGGGUGUGAGAAACCAGAGCUCGGUAUCUUCGAGGAGGCCCUAAAAUUGGGAGGAAAGGCGAGAGGAGAGGCGAUAAAACCAGCGGAGGCCUUUCACGUCGGGGAUAAUUUCAAGUUGGAUUACAUUGGAGCGAAAAGGGCGGGAUGGUACGCAUUCUUGAUGACACAUGACUGUCAAACUCCGGAAAAGUACAAAGAUAUUCCGAAGUUCGAGCUGUUUGCUAAUCUUGCGGAAUUAAAAGACCAUUUUAAAACUUUAUUGAAUUAACUACUCAGUUAUCUUGAAGGGGCGAUACAGAUGUGCAAAUGUAUAUUCAACAAUGCAAAUGUAUAUUCAACUAGUUAGAUUACAAAAAUUAUGAAUAAAAAUUAAAUUUCAUACAAA